AUGAUAGCUUUUCGCUGUGAAAUUACAGCUCCCUCUCGUCGCCGUAGCCGUUCGAAACUUUGUAGGCUGGAAAAAAUCCCUGAGGAAUCUCUUAUCCUCCCCAAUGUUCCAGCUUGUGAACAUUGCGGUGCUAAGAGGUUUCACAUGGAGCCUCCUUCUUUUUGUUGCCGUGGCGGCGAGGUUAAAAUUGUCUCUCCUCCCAUGCCUUACAGUCUGAAGCGAUUAUUUACUGGUUCUAAUGAGGAAUGCGAGGACUUUCGGAGAAAAGCCCGCACGUAUAAUAAUAAUGUUGCUUUUACAUCGUAUGCUGCAAAAUAUGACAGGGAAUUAACAAAAAACAAGCAUGGAGUGUAUACGUUUCGAGUUCAGGGUCAGGUUUAUCACUUUUUGAACUCUUUGUUGUCAAACGGUGAUCAACCUAGUGGAAUUCAGUUAUACUUUUAUGAUACUGAUGAAGAAUUAAAGAGGAGGACUAAAAACUGUGAUAAGCUUCGUGAGGGUACUUUGAAGCUGCUUAUGAGUAUACUCCAAGAUAAUCCUUAUGCAAAAUUCUUUAAGAGCUUAAGGGAUCUUCCAAAUCUUGAGGAUCAUACAAUUAUUCUCAAUUCUAAUCCUGCCUUAGACCAGCGAGUAUAUAAUCUUCCUACUGCAUCCCAAGUUGCUGCUAUUUGGACUGAAAUUGAUGAUGAUUCAGUUGAUAUGCGCCCUCACAUUCAAGUCUAUAGUCACUCUAGCACGAGUUAUAGAGUUCAGCCUUAUUAUGGAUGCUGUGAUUCUUUGCAGUACCCUCUCCUCUUUCCUAGAGGUGAAUCUGGGUGGCAUUAUGGAAUUAAGCGCUUUCAUAAGAAGGAGAAAAAGGGGAAUUUGUCUGCCAUCAACCAAUCUGUUGAUCUUUCCUCCAUAGAUACUCCAUCACAGCUGUUAGAGUUGGAACAAAGAGUUGCUGACAAGGGUUGGAGUGAGGACUAUUUUGUGUCUGCUAGAGAAUAUUAUUGUUACAAGUUCCAAAAAAAAAAAAAUGCAAUACGUACUGAAAUUCUCCAAGGGGUUUUAGAUAGCAUUGCUAUUGGUCAGACGCAGGGUUCUAAAGUUGGUCGAAGGACCAUUUUACCUGCUUCUUUUAUUGGGGGUCCGAGGGACAUGAAACGCAGAUAUUUGGAUGCAAUGGCUUUGGUUCAGAAAUAUGGAAAGCCUGACAUUUUUUUGACCAUGACAUGCAAUCCAAUGUGGAAGGAAAUUCAGGAAAGUUUGCAAUAUACAGAAAAGCCGCAGGAUAGGCCUGAUUUAUUGUCUAGAGUUUUUAGAGCUAAAUUUGAAGUGGUCAAGAAUGAACUUCUGCACAAACACAUUUUUGGAGAGGUUGCAGCGUGUGUCUAUGCUAUCGAAUUUCAGAAGCGCGGCUUUCCUCAUGCUCAUGUCCUUUUGAUUCUUAAGCCUGAGUUCAAAUUAUUAAAUGCUGAAUCGUAUGAUAAAAUUGUUUGUGCUGAACUUCCUGAUCCAAAAGAGCAUCAGCACUUGUACUCUCUCGUUGUUAAACAUAUGCUUCACGGUCCCUGUGGAGAUAUGAAUAGGAGUUGCCCUUGCAUGAAAAAUGGUUCUUGUAAAAGCCAUUAUCCAAAAGAUUUUUCUGACCAUACUAUUCAUGCCGAAGAUUCUUACCCGUGUUAUAGAAGGAGGGAUGAUGGUAGAAAGGUGAAAGUUCGUCGGCACGAAUUGGAUAAUCGAUGGGUUAUACCUCAUAAUCGAUACCUCCUUGCUUUGAUCGAUUGCCAUAUGAAUGUGGAAAUAUGUUCUACUAUCAAGCUUGUCAAAUACCUUUAUAAAUAUGUCUUCAAAGGACCUGAUCUUAUCAGUUUUCAGGUCAUCGAUCAGCCUUCUUCUGCUGAUGUUGACGAAAUCAAUAAUUUUCAGAAAGCUAGGUGGAUAUCUCCACCGGAAGCAUUAUGGCGAAUCUAUGAAUUCCGCCUUAGUGAAAUGACUCCAUCCGUUUAUACUCUUCAAGUCCAACUUCCUGCUCAGCAGCCCAUUUCUUUUGACAGUAAUUCAGAUUUGAACUACUUGCUCAAAAAUAUCGAUUUCUCUAGGACGAUGCUGACUGAAUUUUUUAAUACAAACAAGUCAAAUGCAAAGGCACAGACCUUAAAAUGUUUGUAUAGGGAAUUUCCAGAACAUUUCGUGUGGACUCCUAAAACAAAAUCAUGGUCCGAAAGGGAGCGUUGCCGAGCAAUAGGGAGAUUAGUUACGGCAAAUCCAAAGGAAGGUGAGCGCUAUUUUUUGCGCCUUUUGUUAUGUCAUGUUCGUGGCCCAACGUCAUUUGAUCAUCUUUUAACUGUUAGCGGUGAACGGAUGAACUCCUUUAGAGAAGCUGCUCUUAGGCUGGGUUUGUUAGAAUCUAAUAACUACAUACAAGAAACUCUAGAGGAAGCUGUAGCCUUUCAGAUGCCAUCAUCAUUGCGGUUAUUAUUUGCUACUCUCCUAUUCUACUGCUCUCCCACUGAUCCUAAACUCUUGUGGACUAGGUUUCAAAAGGACCUCUCGGCAGAUUAUAUUCAUGCUCAAAAGUAUACUAAGUAUACUAAGUUCUGGAAGACAUUAAUAAGUCAUUAG
Molecule: messenger RNA, 2607 nt
Organism: Coffea arabica (coffee)
Lineage: Eukaryota; Viridiplantae; Streptophyta; Magnoliopsida; Gentianales; Rubiaceae
Source: RefSeq, a predicted model, not a curated record